Messenger RNA from Stegostoma tigrinum, 9592 nucleotides. RefSeq names its product proto-oncogene tyrosine-protein kinase Yrk-like. Gene Ontology annotation, molecular function: non-membrane spanning protein tyrosine kinase activity; ATP binding; signaling receptor binding. The transcript has 14 exons. Gene Ontology annotation, cellular component: extrinsic component of cytoplasmic side of plasma membrane. Lineage: Eukaryota; Metazoa; Chordata; Chondrichthyes; Orectolobiformes; Stegostomatidae. Bases 967 to 2586 code for a protein of 539 amino acids. Gene Ontology annotation, biological process: integrin-mediated signaling pathway; innate immune response; protein phosphorylation. The record is from RefSeq and is a predicted model, not a curated record.
AUAACAGUUUCCUUUUCUUCCAUCUCUUUCAAACACUUUAUACCCAUUUCCAGCUUUCCUUAUAUCUAUUACAUUACAGCCACCCAGACCCACUUUUGGAGCAGGAACUUACCCACCCACCCUGCUUUGCCUUCUCGGAUUUGGUGACCCUUAACAAACACCAGCAUGUGUUCGUGCAAAGGUUUGAAAAAAGAUGUCUAUUAAUUAUAACCAAACACUGAAGGUGCUGGAGAAACUCGGCGGCAUUUACGGAGAGACAGAGGGAGGGAGUUAAUGUUUUGAGUCAGGUAUGACUCUUCAGAGCCGGUUUUGCUUUCAUUGCUCUCAGUUCAGGAGGAAUUGAAUCAUAUUCCUGCAGUAAUUUUUAGAUAUAUCCUUCAUCACUGUCAGGAUUUUCCUGGUAUUUAGCUCCAUCCCGGCUCAAUGGGAUGGUCACUGUCCCUGGUACUUUGUGAACUGUUCGUAAAGAACCUCCCUGCAUGGACUGAGCGGGCGACCUUCAAAGGAGACCGAGGGAAAAUAAACAUUGACAGCCUUUCAACGAGAUCAGCGCUAUUCCCCAACUUGUUCGCACAUCAGCUGGAUUGCUGCGGCUGGAAUUUCUCCUGGUUUUUCAGCAGGAGCGGAGCAGUGGGGGUGAGUGAGGCUGGGCUGGGGUGGAGUGUGUGUGAUGACAGCUCUCCCUGUCUCAGAGCCCUGCUCUAACUCAGACUGAAAUCACCCAGUGCCGCCGCCGCUGCUGCUCGUUCACAGGGCGCCGGGAGAUCAUCCGGAAAUUUACACACACAGGUACACACAGGCUGCGAGAGGGAGAGUUACGGGUCCACCCCACCCCGGGGGGAACUGCUGUCAGGGCGGCCAUUGUGUGGAAUGUACUUCCAGAGGAAGUGGUGGAUGUUUCUAAGUCUGAUCAACAAACAUUGGAACAGAUGAUUUGAAUGCUGGUGUACAUUUGAUUUUCAGAUAAUGGGCUGCGUGCACUGUAAAGAGAAGACAUCAACAAAAUCCCAAGCCGACGAUGGGGACGGGUUCUUUAAUCAAAACACGAACCCACGCUAUGGACCAGACCCCACCAACCAGCCCCAGACUGCAGUCUUCACAAGGAUUCCUGACUUUAACAGCUUCCACGACACCACAAAUACAACACUGACUCCCUUUGGUGGUUCUGUUGGCUACCCAAAUGCUUCACUCCCAUCGAGAGGUGGAGGCUUACCAGGAGGCGUGACCCUGUUUGUAGCACUGUAUGAUUACGAUGCCAGGACGGAGGAUGACCUCACCUUCAAGAAAGGAGAAAAAUUCCACAUUAUUAACAGCUCAGAAGGAGACUGGUGGGAGGCUCGAUCAUUGACAACUGGGAAAACAGGAUAUGUCCCCAGUAAUUAUGUGGCCCCUGUCAACUCCAUCCAAGCUGAAGAAUGGUACUUUGGUAAGAUGGGCCGGAAGGAUGCUGAGCGGAUGUUGCUGUGCCCUGGUAACCCACGAGGCACCUUCCUCAUACGGGAGAGUGAGACGACCAAAGGUGCCUACUCCUUAUCCAUUCGGGAUUGGGAUGAAGUGAAAGGAGAUCAUGUGAAACAUUAUAAAAUUCGUAAACUGGAUAAUGGUGGGUAUUAUAUCACGACACGAGCCCAGUUUGAGACUGUCCAGCAGCUGGUCCAUCAUUACACAGAGCGAGCUGCGGGCCUGUGCUGUCGCUUGGUGGUGCCAUGUCAUAAGGGCAUGCCGAAACUGGCAGACCUUUCGGUCAAAACCAAAGAUGUGUGGGAGAUACCUCGGGAGUCCUUGCAGCUGAUCAAGAAGCUGGGCAAUGGGCAGUUUGGGGAAGUGUGGAUGGGAUCGUGGAAUGGUACCACAAAGGUCGCAGUGAAGACUCUGAAACCCGGCACUAUGUCACCUGAAGCAUUUCUUGAGGAAGCCCAAAUAAUGAAGAGACUGAGACAUGACAAAUUGGUUCAGCUUUACGCAGUGGUUUCUGAGGAACCAAUCUACAUUGUCACGGAAUUCAUGACUCAAGGAAGCUUGCUUGAUUUUCUAAAGGAUGGUGACGGAAGGAUAUUAAAACUACCACAGCUAGUUGACAUGGCAGCUCAGAUUGCAGCAGGAAUGGCCUAUAUCGAGAGAAUGAAUUACAUUCACAGAGAUUUAAGGGCUGCUAAUAUUCUUGUAGGAGAAAAUCUUGUGUGUAAGAUUGCAGAUUUUGGGCUGGCAAGACUUAUUGAAGACAAUGAAUACACAGCUCGACAAGGAGCCAAGUUCCCAAUAAAGUGGACAGCACCUGAAGCUGCUCUUUAUGGAAAGUUUACAAUCAAGUCAGAUGUGUGGUCGUUUGGGAUUCUAUUGAUAGAGCUGGUUACCAAAGGAAGAGUUCCAUAUCCAGGAAUGAACAAUCGUGAGGUAUUGGAGCAGGUGGAGCGAGGAUAUCGAAUGCCGUGUCCGAAUGCCUGUCCAGGUUCUCUUCAUGACCUGAUGAUCCAAUGCUGGAAGAAAGACCCAGAAGAAAGGCCAACCUUUGAAUACUUACAGUCCUUCCUCGAGGACUACUUCACAGCAACAGAACCCCAGUACCAGCCUGGGGAAAACCUGUAGAUCCCCCUGGCAACUGGAACACUCCUUAACCAAUGACAAACUAUAUUUCUGAUCAACCGUGUUCCAAGUUUGCUGAACCUGGAGCCUGUGCUGUAAUGUAUUCACAGCCUAAACCCUGAAGGAACACAUCGAGUGUGACAGCAACCGUUACACACUUCCAAUUAACAGAACACCCAAAUAGUUUUGGGGUUAACGAUCUCUGCUUUCUUUUCCACAAUUAAUUUUUCUUUCAUUUUUUUUAAAGGCAGAAUGAUUCCAGAGUGGGGGUGAGUGUGCAGGGAGUUGUGGCAGAGAUGUACUGAUGUUGUUCAGCGGUGUUGAGCUCCAGAUACUGGAUUUUCCAUCGACUUGAUAAGAUCUGUCAGCAGAACCCAGGGCACAGCCAUUGCUUGUGGUUUCCAGCCAGUGAUUCAGCGUGUUGCUGUCAAACACACUGUGUAGGAAGGCGACUGAUCUGCUAUGCUUACUUAACAAUGUUGCAUUGGACCAUGCUAAUUCUUUUCCUUCUUAAUUAAUAUUUCACUGAGCUAUUGUGUUUGAUUUACCAUAUUUCCAGAAAUAUUUUACUCUGAGAUUUGUACAAUUUUAUAGGCCCAACAUCCAAGGACCCGCAUUUUAAAAAGAUAAAUUUUCUACACUGGUAUAAGGCCAGCAAAGAUGGUCAAGUUUAGUCACUGAAUAACGUUUACUUACACUUUAAAUACAAUCUGUUUAGUACAGUGUUGACAUAAGAGUAAUGAAGAAGAAGCACAAUUGAUUAAUUUACAUGCCAUGGUAUAGGAGAAUGUGACACUAUGAAGUUUGACUCUCUGGGUAUUUGUUAACAGGGCAAUAAAUUUUUUGGAUGAAUAUCUGAAAAGAUAAUGAUGUACUGGGCUGGCCUAAAUGUUGGGGUGCUGUCAUUUGGAGGAUCUGCUCCUAGAAGAGAAACUGUGUCACAUCAAUAUCAAACAUGACAGUGAUCCCUCUAUAUUGGUGACCUCAAAACUCCUGCUUUCAGCCAUCAAGCAUCUUGACUGAAAAGUGUGGUGUGAGCAUUACUGCUGUCACUGUGCUCGCAGCUUCUGAUGAGCUGGACGCAGUCAAUCAGCCCCUGAGCAAAAUCCUCAAACACAUCGAGGCAACACAGGUACUGUGCGACUACCAUUGCCUUCAGAGGAAGGCUUACAUUACAGAAAAUAUAAGGCCAAGCCAUCAGCAGGGCUGGCCAUCUUCAAUCUAACCAGAGAUGAUAGGUCUGUGACCAUUUGGAGGACUGAAAUGUGUUCCCCAAUUUUUCUGAUGAAAAUCAGCUUUAUUUGGAAUAACCAAGAAGCUUCAGGUUCAGAAUCUAAUCUAAUCUAAUCAAAUUUCAGCAAGUGUUUGGAGCAAAAAUGAACUGGGUUUAAUUUUUUUAACAGAAGGUUCAACUGUGCUUUAUUUAAAUGUUUUCCACCUUUCUAACAUGAUCAGGAUUGUUAAUCUGAUUGUUAUUUUGUCAUUGUUUCUGGUGCAAAUUACUGAAGCUUACGUUUUUGCUCGGUCUAAAAUCUGCAUUAUUUCUUAACAUGUCAUAGAAUAGAGACACUUUAAGUGGAAUUUCUUUCCAAAAAAAGCUUUGUACAGCUUUAGCUGCGCAUAAUGUAAAUUUGUUACUCUGGCGUUUUCACAAGUGACUCAAUUGCAACAAAAUACAAUUGAAUUAAAAUUACUUUUACAGGCAACCUCAGUAACCAGGCUCUGAUAAAAUCUGGACAUUUCAAUUCUUUUACCUUUGUCUUCCUGUGCUGACAGUUUCGACUCUUAAUAAAAUACUCUUGCAGAAGCCCCCCGCCAACACUCUUGUAGCAUUCCUGCUGACCCCAAUCUUUGCCUGGGAAGGGACUAACCUUCAGUGUCUCUACAGCUAGUCUGCAACCAACAGUGAAAGGCCUAUCUAAUUUUCAUGUUUGGAUCUCAUAUCAUUCCAUCCGUGAUUUGCUCACCCCGAAUAAGAAGAAAGCUGCUGAUCAGAGAAGUCCCAAAAUCUGAAAUCUCCAUCCCUAUCAAUCAGUAUGUUAAGGGAAGGCAGAAGCAAUACUGUGAGAGACCUGCAUUAGAGAGCCCAGAAAGCAAUAAUGCUCCCUUUAUGAUUCCACAAUAAAUCAUUUCAAAACAUUUAACUUACCCCUUCUCCAGCAAUGUUCUUAGUUUCUAAAGGCCAAGCUGGGCAGUGAAAGUGCCAAUGCACAAGGCGUGUAUGGCAAAUGGAGCCACAUUGAUUCUGUGGGAGACUAAUUUACGUGGAAUGAUGAGGCAUCUGAUUGCUUUCAGCAGGAAACUGGGCCUCUCUUCACUAAGACACAGAAAAUGCAGAGUCCUGAAUGUUGACCAGUUUUCAUCACAUGAUGACCCCGUAUCCAUAAAGUGUCAAAGCUGAAAGGUAGGAUGAGAGUGACUGUGAACUGUUCACUGGGGAGGCUAAUAUCUAAAGCCCCUAAUGACCUUAUAGAGGUUUAUAAAAUCAUGAGGAGCAUGGAUAUGAUGAAUAGCCAAGGUCUUUUCCCCAGGGUAGUGGAGUCCAAAACUACAGAGCAUAGGUUUAAAGUGAGGGAGAAAGAUUUAAAGGGGACCUAGGGGGCAUUUUUUCCACUUAGAGGGUGGUAUGUGUAUAGAACUAGCUGCUAGAGGAAGGGGUGGAGGCUGGUACAAUUACAACAUUUAAAAGACAUCUGGAUAGGUAUAUGAAUAGGAAGGGUUUAGAGGGUAAUGGGCCAAAUGCUGGCAAUUGGUACUAGAUUAAUUUAGGAUAUCUGGUCAGCAUGGAUGCGUUGGGCCGAAGGGUCUGUUUCUAUGCUGUACAUCUCUAUGACACUAUGACUCUAAAGGCUGUAGAAAGUCCAUAUUGAUAUGAGACAUGUGAAUGUCAAAGCCUCUGGAAUUGUUAUCAUUUUGUGAUGAGUCACUUGUAACCCAUACUCAGCUUUCUGUUCAAUGAACUACCGACUAAUUAGAAACUUUCUGCUUCUGAUGAGCAGACUUCUUGUGUCCACUACAGGUAUUCCAUUGUAUCAUGUUUGAUGCUCGACAGUCUCACCCAGUCAAUUUCAUUAUAUAAAAAUGGCUUGGAGUUUGUUAAGAACAUUUCAAGAGAAUAUACUGAUGCAGAGCCCCAGUUCAAUAAUAUAUCCUCAAUGCAAGUCCACAGCUCUAAAUAUGGUCAACAAUUCUCUGAAAAAAAACCCUAAUUUUAGAAAUUAUCAUUGUACAUGAGUAGUUAUUGUGUCAUCAUUAUUGAGCGAAAUAUAGAAAGUACCGGUAGGUUUAGGCCAUGCGCCCUUUAAGCCUUCUUUUGCCAUUCAACGUGACCUUGUCCGAUCAUCCAAUUCAGUUCCCUGUUCCAGCAUUCUCCUCUUUAUUCUUUUAUCCCCUUAGGCCUAAGAGCUAUAUCUAACUCCUUCUUGAAAACAUUCUACGUUUUGACUUCAACCACUUUCUGUGGCAGAGAAUUCCAUAGGUUCACCGCUGUCUGGGUGAAGAAAUUUCUCCUCAUCUCCGUCCUAAUUGGCCGACCUUGUAUCCUUAGACUGUGACCCCUAGUUCUGGACUCCCCAGUCAUCAUUAGGAACACCCUUGCUGUGUUUUCCCUGUCUAGUCCUGUUAAAAUUUUACAGGUUUCUAUGAGAGCCCCCUCAUUCUUCCAAACUUCAGUGAGUGUUCUCCUAUCUGAACCAGUGUCUCUUCAUAUGUCAGUCCUGUCAUCCCAGGAAUCAGUUUGGAAAUCCUUUGUUGUGCUCCUUCCCCAGAUAAGGAAACCAAAACUGCACACAAUACUCUAGGUGCAGUCUCAUUACACCCCUGAACAAUUGCAUCAAGACAUUGCAGUUCCUGCAUACCAAUCCUCUCCCUAUGAAGGCUAACAUCCUGGUUAUCUUCUUCACUGCCUGCUGCACCUGCAAUAAGUCAUUGUUUCUCUAUUUGGAAACAGUCAGAAAUUGUCCAUGCAUUUUACACUGUCUCUGGUCUCCCCUUCCAUAAACUAAUUAUGUGGAUCUAUUCAUAAAAGCUGAGAGAUAGCAUUUGCCCCAUUCAUGUCAAUGAACAAAAGUAAGAUGCAGCAGUUAGGUGUCAUAUCUAUGUAAGAUUGUCCUAAUUUAGUAGGAAUUUAAUAUGAAGCAUGCUACCUCAGAGAGUAAUUGAAAUCUUGCAUUGAUGCAGGUAAGAAGAAUAGCAAGAGAAAGACAUGAGAGUGAAAGGAAUAGCAGAAUAUGUUGAUUGUACGGGAUUAAUUUGUGUAUGAGGAGAAUAAAGACCGGCAUGGAUGAGAUGGGCAUAGUGUUCUGUUCUGCAAAAUCUAUGUAAUGUCCAUGUAACUGACAAGGAGAAAAAACAGGCUCCACGUUCUGGUACCACUCUAAUUUUCAUCAAACUAAAUUGGCUAUUUGAACAUUUAUUAAUUGCUUAAACAAACAAAAAAGAAACAGAAAUUGGUGGAGAAACUCAGCAGGAAAUGGCAGCACCCUUGAAGAGAGAAAACAUCAUUAAUGUUUUGAGUCCAGUGAUCCUUCUUCAGAACUGAUAGCAGCUAGGAAAAAGGUAAUAUUUAUGCUGAUGAUGGAGAGGGGAAGAGGAAACUGGAGAUGGGAAGAAGUGAGUGGAUCGGAAGACAGGAAGCUCGGACAGAGAGAAAAAAGAGUGGAUAAACAAAGGGAUUGUUGGUAUUAAGCCAGGGAAGAAAAGCAACUCAUUAAGUCACAAUGAGGGCAAUGAGUGGGUGAAAAUGGUUUGGCUGUGUUGAAAGCAAAUUCAUGAUUUGACAGGACCUGGAGUGUGGGUAAAAGACACGGAGGGAGAUGUUCAUGAUUUGAAAUAGUUACACUCAAUAUUGAAUCUGGAAGGCUGCAUGUUCCCCAAGUGGAAAAUAAGAUGCUGCUCUUCCAGCUUGCUGAGCUUUGCUGGAGUACUACAGCAAGCAUGAGCCAGAGAUGUUGGCCAGGCCACACAGCAGUGUGUUAAAGUGGCAGGCAACUGGAAGUUCAGGGUCUUUUUAACAGACAGAACCUUGCCUACUUUGUAGUCUACUGACUUACUAAAGUCACUGCACCUGAAGCAUUUAUCGCCACAGUCAAUAUGAUUAAGUCAAUUUUGUGAUUAAAAUGUUGCUUACAUCCUUGAUUAAGCUAAAUCAAGUAAAACAAUUAUCAAUAGUUGGAAAGAUAAUUAACUGAGAAGUGAAUCUUUGCAUUUCCUCACUCAUUAAAUAUCUCAGAUGAAACAAGUAUCAUUAUGAAGAUGUGAUUAACUAAACUGAUAGAUUAUCAGUGUUUUAAAAAAUUGACCAAACAGAAAGCGCUGAGAAAACUCAGCAGGUCUGGUAGCAUCUGUAAAAUGAGAAACAGAUUUUCUCUGGUCGGCACAACAUCGAGGGCCGAAGGGCCUGUACUGUGCUGUAAUAGAACAUAGAACAUAGAACAGUACAGCACAGAAUAGGCCCUUCGGCCCAUGAUGUUGCGCCGACCAUUGAUCCUCAUGUUUGCACCCUCAAAUUUCUGUGACCAUAUGCAUGUCCAGCAGUUUCUUAAAUGACCCCAAUGACCUUGCUUCCACAACUGCUGCUGGCAACACAUUCCAUGCUCUCCCAACUCUAAUGUUCUAAAAAAAGAGUUAACAUUUCAAGUCCACCAUGACACCUCUUUAAACCUAAAAUGUUAACUGUUUUAUUCUACAGGUGCAGUUAUUCCAAAUCUGCAGUAUUUUGCUGUUAUUUUCAUAUUAGGUACUUUAGGAGAUUUUCAAUUUUCAAUUUUAUUCCUCAGGAUUUCUCUUAUUCUUUCAUAGAAUAAGAAUCUCUGCAGCCUUUGGUGUGUAGGUAUACCUGGCUGUGCUGUUAGAAAGUGAAUUCCAGCAAUUUGAACCCACAACAGCGAAAGAAUGGUGAUAUAUUUCCAAAUCAGGAUGGUGAGUGACAGGGAGGGGAACUUGCAUGUCGUGGUAUCCCCAUGUAUCUUGCUGCCCUUGUCCUCCGAGAUGGAAGUGGUCAUGGGUUUUGAAAGGUGCUGUCUAAUGAGCCUUGCUGAGUUGCUACAACACUUGGCGUAGAUGUUAUACACUGUGACUACUGUGUGUCAGUGGUAAAGGGAGUUGUAUGUUGAAGGUGAUGGAUCGGAGUGAAUCAAACAGGGUGCUUUAUCCUGAAUGGUGUCAAGGUUCCUGAGUAUUGUUGGAGCUGCCCCUCCAGACAAGUCCCAUCACACUGCUGAUUUGUGCCUUGCACACAGUGGACAGGCUUUGAGGAGUCAGGAUUUUGAUUCUGACAGUGACAAUUAAGUUGCUGCUUAAUGUCUCCAUAGGAACCCAGAUUCCUUUCCUUGGUUUUCUCAGAUCAUUCAGCAGCUGCUGUGUAGCAUAUUUUCUUCUUCUCUUGUUUUUUCUGUUUUUUUUUUAAGUUUGCUUUUUUAAAAACUUACUUUCUGGAGAGAGAGUUUGGUCGUGGAGGCGAUGGCAUUAGGGUGCGGAGUGUGGCAGCAGCUGGACUGGCCCGCAACGGGACUUUGGCACUCGGUGAUGAGAAGGCUGGUGAGCUGGGCAGAACCUAAGCGUCCAACAACAUUGCAGCAUCGUCGAGGCCCAGAGCAGUUGUCAGUGAGGCAGUUGGCAAUGCCAGGCAGGGGUCUGACAGUCAGCGGCGAGACAGCAGCGUGGAGGAGAUCGGGCCCUUGUGGGGAAAGCCCGUUGUGGAAAGACUGUAAUACUAAACUUUUAACUUUCUUCUCUUCCUGAGGAAGGGUCACCAGACCCGAAACAUUAACUCUGUUUUUCCCUUCGCAGAUGCUGUCAGACCUGCUGGGCUUUUCCAGCAACUUUGUUUUUGUUUGUUGUUUAACUUUCUUUCUUUAUUUUACUUUGUACUAAAAAAGAACUGUUAUGUUGAAUGUAUUAAUUUAUUCCUUUAUUUUUCUACUUCGUACCUAAGGUGGGGCCAAGAAGUGACGUUGUAUACUUUUCCCUGUACUCAAGUAUACGUGACAAUAAAACUUAAUUCUAAGUU